GUUACUCUGUGAUUAUGACAUUAGAAUAUCAGGUACUUGAUAAAUAUAAGAUUUGUGGUGGCAAUCCUUAAAAUCUGUUUAUGAUUAAAAAGUAGAAGUCACUUAAACUUUAAUUUCAGGAUGAAAACUCAAAAACAAAGAGUGACUCUGAUUCACCACCUAUAAUCAAUGAAGAUGUUGAAAUAAGACAUACCGAUGAUGAGUUUAUGAAUGAAGAUAACCAGUCUCAGAAAUCCAUGGAUGCACACUUAGAUACAUCAAUGAACAAACCUCUAUCACCAACUAGCAGUAUCACUUCGCAACGCAAGUUGGAAUGGGAUUCCCUAGCUGAUGUAGGAUAUGCUAACGAUGAUAAAAAAGGAUCUGCAUCAAGCUUAAGUACGUUAGAAAGACUUGCUUUGAAACAACAAUACUCUAAUAAUGAUACCAAAGAAGAUACUGAACUUGGACCUCCAACUGCUCAUUCAACACCAGUGGACAUUGAUAUCAAACCUAAAAAUAAAAAAGGAGCUACAAGAAAAACUACUAAAAUGUUUCAAAAAGACAUUGAAAUUGUUGAAGUUAAUGUGCCUCAAAGUUCAGAGACAAGAACUUCACAAUCUAUUAAUGUUAACUUAACUAAACACAUAUCUUUUAAUAUGGACAAAAGUGGUAAACUUUCUGUUGAUAAUGUUAAAAAUGAUAUCAAUAUUACACCAAAUGAAGAAAAAAUGGAGCAAGAAGUAAUCCCCAAUAUGAAAACUGAUAAAGAAAUACAAACGUCACUAAUAAAAACUAAAGAAAAGUUUGGUAGUUCUGCUCAGUUGAAAUCAGAACAGUAUGGCCAUCAGAAAAAUACAGUGCUAAUAAAUUUGAACACUCUUAAAAAAAGGUAUAGAAGAAAAAGAGGGAAUGUAGCAAGAAGAAAACUCAAAAUAAAUAAAAUGAAGUUUGAUAUUAAUAAAGAAAAUAUUCCAAUUCAAGAAAAAAACACUGAACAAGUAUCCGCCGCUGAAAGUUUUGAAUACAUGCCUGGACACAUAUAUAAUCAAAAUCAAAAUAACUUUGGUUCUACUAGACCGCCAAAUAAUAAUAAUGAUAAUAAAUCAAGUUUGGAAUCUAGUAGGGCUGUAACUACAGAUUCAAGCAAGAGUUCGAAGCAUUCUUUCUCUAAAGACUUAGAAAAAAGCAUAGACCUUCUUAAAGUUGCUUUACAAAAACAUUAUAAUGACUCUGAGUUGAAAAAUAAACUUGUUAAAGAAGUAGUACAAAGAUUAUUAAAGUCAAGAUAUCGUGAUGACGAUAGUACAACAGAUUUUUUGUCUGGUCUAAGCUUUAGUAGUAAGAAGUUAGGUUUGGGUUCACUCAAACCUUCAGGUCACUUAACAACUAGCACUUCAGAUAGCAAUAAUACUGAAUUAAAACCAAAGCUUCCUGGACCAAAGAAAUCCAUAUUAAGGCUAGAUAAAUUUAAUUCCAAUAUCCUAGCAUCUACAUCACAAAGUGCCCCUAAUUUACCUAUAGCAUCUAGUAGUGAAAAACUUUUAAUUCCAAACUCUCUGAAGCAAAUAACAUCCAAUACAGAAUCAGAUGUUUCUAGUGGAGGCAAAGACUCUUCUGAUACUGUAUUUCUAAAAACGUCAUCGGAAGAGUUGUAUCAGAAGUAUCUAGAAGCACUGAGAAGAGAGGAAGCAUAUAGAAAACAUUUAAGAGAUAAAGAACUGUUUCUAAAACAAAAGCUUGUAAGCUCUGACACAGUAUUUAAAAUAUCGCAACCUGAUGAAAAAGUUAAUAAUAGACUAAAAGACCUGAUAAAAGAUUUAACUAGAAAUAACUAUGACGAUGGGUCUGGUGACGCUAGUAAAUUAGAGGGGGGUAGCAAUUCAAAUUUAGAUAUCCAAAGAGGAGAUGGUUUUCGGAAACAUAGGAGUCAUUCCGUUUUUACCUUGUCGUCGGGUAAUUCUGAUGAUAACCGUAAAGCAAACUUGAAAAAAAGAUUGCAGAAUGAAAUGAAACAUGCAAAACCGAGUCAUACUAUGGAGGAUCAGCAUUGUUGUCCACAUCAUUUUACUGCAUCUAAAGUUGGCGUUGUUGAUAGUUCGGUACAAGUUAAUAUAAGGUGUAAUGAACACUCUAUGGACAAAGACAUGUGUCAAGGGCAUGUGGUACUGCCUUGCAAUAUUCAUCAACAUAAUAGAGAACCCUUUAAAAACGUGGCACAUGUUAUACCUGAUGAUGCUUCUGGGGAAAUAAAAUAUGUAUGUCUGUGCAGUCAGAAACCUGCUGUCACACAAGAAGUUCCAGAAAAUAUGCUGAUAUAUAAGUGUUCACGUUUGACAAAUAGAGCUGUUCAAUUAGAAGAUUACACUUCCAAAACAUCUAAUACAGUAGGUAUUCAAUGUAUGGGUAAUCAUCAGUCAACUCCUAGGUAUGAUAAUAAAUAUGAACCAUCAACUUCUAAAUUCUCAGAUGAUAUGAUGUCACCAAAAAUUCAGAGCACUAGAUCUAGUGAUAGAAGUGAUUUGGAAAGAAUGUCAAAAUCAUCUCAAACUAACAUAAAAUUGCCAAAAGAAAAAUCAAAUGAAUCUAGUACAUCAUCUUUAGUUGAACAGAAAAAAUGUGAUGUUUUGGCGAAAAUUAAAAAUAAUAAACUGCAAAAUAUAGAUAGCGAAGCAACUAGAUGUGUUCAAACUGAAAUAAGUAUUAACCCAAGAAUAUCUGAUCUUUCUCUUACCGAUGUUAACAUUCUUACUGAUAUAGAAUGUGAAAAAUUAAUAAGUGAUCAAAUUGUAAAAUGUAGUUCAGAAAGUGAUGUCACAUAUUCUAAUUUUAACAAAAAGAAUCUUGAUCAUGGUGUUAAAUCAUGUACAAAAAGUACACAGGAAAAUAAUUGGCAUAAUGCUGGCACAACUAGCAAAUUGAACAAAGAAAUUCAAUCCAAUUUAGAACUUAAUAACAAUAAAGUAGUUCCAGAUUCAAUACCUGAAGUAGAUCAUCUAACUUCUGAUAAUUUUAAAAUACCUAUACAAGGAACCAAUAUGACUUUAAUGGUACGAAUAGAUUCAAAAACCGAUGAAAUUAAAACUCACGGUGUGGGUACUGAUAACGUUGAGAUAAGUGAAAAAACAACAUGUUUAUCUGAAGAAUGUACUAAAGGCGUUCAGUCACAUGCUAUAGAUAUUUUUACAAUGAUUGGCAAAGAAUCCUUUACUAUUGAUAAACAAACGCCAACAGAGAGGAAUUUGCCUAGGAAUGAUGGAUAUAAAGAAGCAUUUUAUCAGCAAUGUACCAUUAAACCUUGUAUCAAAAGUGAUAUUAAAAGUCACACUUAUCCAAAAAUUACUCAAAUUAAUCCAAAACCAUUUCUUCGUUCUAACACAGAUACAGAAAGAAUGGUAUCAACAAAUGUCCAAACAGAUAAGAUAGACAAAAAUAACUUUAUAACACAAGAAGAUAUUAUAAAGGUGUCCUUGGCUACAAAGGCUAUUGAUUCAGAUAAAAUCAAGAACAGCAAAGUAUGCUCUAUAAAAUCUGAUUCUCAAAGCUCUAACGAAUUAAAAGAUAGUUCAUCAGAGGCGCAAGGUCGAAAAUCAAGUAGCGAUGAUCCAAUAAUGGACAUUAUAAAAGAUAUAACGAAACGUUAUACAAAACGGGAUGUUGACAGAAUUAAGAGAAAGAAAUGUUAUAAAGAAAUAAUGAAUGUCUUGAAUUAUCUUUUAAAUACUGAAGAUGGUACUGAUUUCGAACAACUUAAAUUAUCGGAUAGUUCAAGUACACGGAAUACUGAUGACGAAUAUAGUAAAAACGAAAGAAAUACAUUAUCAGCCAAAGUAAACCCAGUUUCUGAGGAAUCAGUUAAGAUUGAAAAAGAACCUCUCACUGUCAUAAAAAAAGACAAAAAACAAUGUGAAUGCAGUAAGAGACUACAAGAACAGAGUGCUUCUAAAUCAUCUGAAAAGGAAACACCUUUAGUCGAUCCACCCUGUACUGAAGACAAAGCUGUACAGUCAUCGCCAAGGACUUCUAAUCGUCAUAACAAUUAUUCCGAGUCCUCGGAAAUUCAAGCCACUACCGAGUUUCCUAGUACGUCGUCUGAAUCGGCCACAUGUAAAGUUUUGAGUAAAAUCAAAAGGGAAUGUGAAAAAUACCAUCAAAAGCGGUGUAAAUGUCACGGGGCUAAAAAAUGCGAAGCUUCUAGUAGCACUUCGGUUACAUGCGAACAGUGCAAACGAAAUCACCAUUGUCCAUACAAAAGCCAUAAAUGUCAUAGAAUGAAAACGUCAGCUGACAAAAUCAGAAAGAAAUGUGUGGCAUACAACCUCAUAAUACAGACAUCUGACAGCAUGGUUAGUGAAGAGACUAUAGUGAAUAACGAAACAAAGCCACUGAGGAAUAUUGUCGUGAAAGUGCCACCAAAAAGAAAACAAUAUGAAAACGCACCAUUUAAGGAAGUAUACACUAAAAUAGAAAAAACCUUACCUCAAUGUAGUCCUAGAUGUGAUCCGAAAGUUUUGAGAUCGAGUAGUUUGCCCAAUGAGAGUGAGAUGUCUAGUUUUGAUGAUUGCAUGAAAAAAAACAAGGUUUACACAGUAAAAGAAUAUCUCGAAAUAAACCGCCCUGACUUUGUGCAGAAGAGUUCUCACCGGCAGGAAUCUUUGAAGCACAUUAGUGAGAUGAGAGCAAACCAACGAGCCGCACAACUGCAACUGCUGUCAGCACAGCUGGACAGGCGGCCAUCUUUGACGUCAUUGAGUGAAACUGAACUGCGGCGACUGGCUGAGGAUCUCGGCAUGGAAAUUCGUAAGAAGAAAAUUGCUCCAAAAUUUAUAAAUGAACGUGAAAUGAAAAAGCAUUCUGAGAAAAUAUAUAAAUCUUUACCUGAAGUUGUUCAAAAGAAGGAGGAAGCCAAGAAGGAAAAUAUUAAGAAAACUAACCUUCUAAUGGCUAAUAUAUUUAAAAAGAAUCUCCAAAAGAAAACGUUACGUGGAUCCGUGAAUUUAUCUAAUUACAGUACGAUUAUAAAAAUUUGACGAAAGUCCAAAAUUUUUAUUGAUGUUCAACGAAACAUACAAAAUGUAUGAAAAACAAACGUGUUCAAAUGUAAUUCAGACUUAUAUUUUUACAAUUCUUGUUGAUAUUGUUGUAUUGACUAUUUUUUAUUGAUUAAUAAAAUGUAUAAAAUACUUUUUGUCACUUUUUGCUAUAAAACUAGCUCACAGUAACACAUUGUAAUCUUUAUUUUCUUGGUUAUACGGUUAGAUUUUCCUUUUAUUUAUUAUUACUUUCUUGCCCACAUUUUAGAAUGCUUGGAAAUAUUAAAUAAAUAUAAUGAGUAUAAUGAGUAAAUAAGAUGAGUAGCUAAAGCCCCCGUAUUAUGGAGUAUAUGAGACAACGAAGGUACCACAACACCCAGACCCGAGUCAAUAUAGAAAAGUUUAUUUUCUACAUUGACCCGACCGGGAAUUGAACUCGAGACCUCAGAGAUGGCGACACCUUGAAACCGGCGUGCGAACCACUCGGCUACGGCAGUCUUAUCGGCAGUUG
Messenger RNA from Diatraea saccharalis (sugarcane borer), 5523 nucleotides. The record is from the annotation of a GenBank genome assembly. Lineage: Eukaryota; Metazoa; Arthropoda; Insecta; Lepidoptera; Crambidae.